This is a messenger RNA of Gadus chalcogrammus (walleye pollock), 1284 nucleotides long. Its product is annotated as interferon alpha/beta receptor 2-like. Lineage: Eukaryota; Metazoa; Chordata; Actinopteri; Gadiformes; Gadidae. The transcript is spliced from 7 exons. Bases 35 to 850 code for a protein of 271 amino acids. Gene Ontology annotation, molecular function: protein binding. The record is from RefSeq and is a predicted model, not a curated record.
UUCAGCCUCCCUGCCUGCGUCCGGACUGAAUACCAUGGCUCCGUGGACGGCUGCGCUGCUGCUGCUGCUCCACUGCGGAGUGGGCAUCUCUCUCCCUGCCCCCACCAACGUGUCAAUCACCUCGGUCAACUUGGAACACACUCUGCACUUCCUGCCCGGGUCUGAGACCCCAGGUCACACACACUUCAGGAUUCAGGUGAUGAAAGUCCGGAAGAGCGUGUGGAAGCCAGCAGCUCGUUGCUCCAGCCUGGAGCCCGGCCAGACCUGUGAGCUCAGCGGCCUCAUGAAGGACCCCUGGGCCCGCUACCAGGCCCGCGCCCAGGCCUACAGCCCCGCCGGCAGCACCUCGGACUGGGCUACCUCGGGCCUCUUCCAGCCCAUGACCCACUCGGCUGUGGGGCCCCCUGACGUGUCGGUGGCCGGCUGUGGGAACUGCCUGGUGCUGCAGGUCCGACCUCUGACCAGCAGGUGGCAGCAGCUGGAGCGCUACAGACACAUGUUGCUGUCUGUACGCAGGACCCGGGACGGAGUACAGUUCCACAUGUCUGUCGACUACGAAGAGAAGACUGUGAUUGGCUACCUGGAGCCCGGGGUGGAGUACUGUGUGAUGGUAUCCAUGGUGGCGUUCAUCAAACAGAAGUCGGCCCCUGUUAAAUACUGUGCCUUCACCAGCCCUCCCAGGAACAACAGCUCAGUCCUCCUGGUCCUGCUGGGGGCCUCCGGCCUGCUGGCCGCGGCCCUCGUUGGGUUCCUGGUCCUCCGCCGCCGCCUCCAGGCUGGGCCGCACGCCCCCGGGACCCGGGACCCCGAGGGGUCUCUCAGCCCUCUCUGUGAUGACGGAGCCCAGUGAAGCCUCCUCUUCAUGUCUGGCCCUCACUGAGGGACCAAUGGGCAGAAGAAGAAGGAUAAAAUAAAAGGACCUCUGUCCAUUUAUUUUAUUUUAUAUUAUAUUUUAAUGUUAAUUGACUCUUUCAACAUUUGUAUAACUGUAUCCAUUUACUAAUAAGCUGUGAGCCACUAUAAAUCAGUAAAGUACAUCUUCUAGAUCCAUUACGUUUCUUUCUGUUUGUUUACUGUCAUAAUAAACAAACUGAUAAUAUUUAAAUCAAGGUUUCCAUUCAGCUUAUCUAUGCCAUGUGUUUAUUUCAGAUAUAUAAUGACUUGAGUUCCUUUAAGUCAUGAGUAUGAAUGCAGUUAAACAUGUUGGAAGAUACAUCGGCUGGAAGCUCUCCUCGAUUUCCUAGAAGCAGUUGAUUACUGUACACAGUUUGGCUUUCCACAGGC